This is a messenger RNA of Lycium ferocissimum, 3788 nucleotides long. Its product is annotated as DIS3-like exonuclease 2. NCBI's taxonomy places the organism in Eukaryota, Viridiplantae, Streptophyta, Magnoliopsida, Solanales, Solanaceae. Gene Ontology annotation, molecular function: RNA binding; 3'-5'-RNA exonuclease activity. The transcript has 7 exons. Gene Ontology annotation, cellular component: P-body; exosome (RNase complex). The coding region runs from base 115 to 3300 and encodes 1061 amino acids. The record is from RefSeq and is a predicted model, not a curated record.
CUAGUUACGUUUUCUGUCCACCUUUUUUCCUUCCCUUGUGUGCCUUAUUACUUGGGCUUUCGUUUCUAGUUUUUUUUUUUUUUUUGGUUCUGUUUUAGGUUUAAAUUUGAGAAUAUGGGUGUACUGGUUGCUGAGUCAUCUGGGCAAACCCAAAAUCAGAGUGGUGUAGUUGUUGAUAAUAAUAAUUUUAAGGAUAAGAAGAAAAAUCGUCGAUCUAGACGAUCUAAACAAAAUUCUUCUCCAACAGCUAGUAGUUCGUUGACUGGCUAUCUUGGAGAAUCGAAUUUCAAGGGAGGUGUUCCCAUCUUGGAUCAUGAAGGAUCUAAAGAGCUUUCAUUGCCUAGAGCAUCAAACAUUGCUUUUACUUCGAUGCCCACAAUGCGUUUAAAUGAACAGGCAGCAGAGACUGAAAGUCUCCCAGUGCAGCUAACUUUUUCACCUGGUUUUGGUGGACAAUUACAUUCAGGUUCAUGCCCAGACCCUAUUGUUUAUGGUGACCCGCCAAUUACUUCUUACCCACAGAGGAAAUAUUUUUCUUCACAUUGGCCAGCAGAAGCUGUUCAUAGAGCACUAGAGAGGGGUCAUGUCUUUAAAGCAUUAUUUCGCGUCAAUGCUCACAAUAGACUUGAGGCCUAUUGCAAAGUUGAUGGUGUGCGAACGGAUGUUCUUAUUAGUGGAGCUGCAGCUCAAAACAGAGCCGUUGAAGGAGACAUUGUUGCUGUUGAAGUUGAUCCUCCUUCUCUUUGGACCAGAAUGAAAGGAUAUACAGUUGGUGUUGAGAAUGCAUCUUUGGUAGAUGAUGGUAUGUUGGAAUCUGACAAUUUAGACUUUGUCAGAGAGAAUUGCAAAGGGAAGAACAAGAUAGACACAGAUUAUGAGUUCAGUAGCUGCGGAAAUUGUUCUAGCCCCUUAGAAAAUGCUUUAGGUUAUAGAAGUAGGGGAGAAAUUUCAGAUCCUGAAGAGAAGGUACAAGCGGAGAACGAUUAUGUGAAUAGACAUAAUUUGACUGCUCCGAAACCUUCCAUAAAUGAUGCUAUGCAUGUGACUGAGAGAUUGUCAGCCGCUGUGAAUUCAUUCCCAUCUAAACGACCAACAGGUAGGGUUGUGGCUAUCCUUGAGGGGUCGCCCCGUCGGGACACUAUCGUUGGUUUUCUCAGUGUCAAAAAGUGGAUGUGGAGUAGGGAGUGUAACAAAAAGGACUUGAAGAAGAAUAAUAAACAUUUAUCGACUGCUUUGAACUGUCAAUAUCUCUUGUUAACACCAAAUGAUCCUCGGUUACCAAAAAUGAUGGUGCCAUUUAAGAGCCUGCCAGACUUCAUUUUGAAAAGAUUGGAAGCUGGUGAUGUGGCAGUGGAAUUGGAGCUAGUAGCCGCACGGAUUGCAGAUUGGGCAGAAGAGAACUAUAUUCCAGAAGCUGAAGUCACCAACAUAUUUGGACGAGGUGGAGAAGUGAAACCACAGCUUGCUGCAACCUUAUAUGAAAAUGCAAUUGAUUCUUCAGAAUUCUGUCAAGAGACCCUAUCAUGUCUUCCAAGUAUCCCAUGGGAAAUACCUAAAGAGGAGCUUCAGAGUAGAAGAGACAUCAGAAAUUCGUGUGUUUUUACUAUUGACCCUGCUACUGCCACUGAUCUUGAUGAUGCACUCUCUGUUGAAAGUUUGCCUGACGGUAAUUUUAGAGUUGGGGUCCAUAUUGCUGAUGUCUCAUACUUUGUUCUACCAGACUCGGCUUUAGAUGAAAAUGCCCAGGCAAGGUCAACAAGCGUGUAUUUGUUGCAAAGUAAAUUGCCAAUGUUACCCCCAUUGCUCUCUGAGAAUCUGGCUUCACUUAAUCCUGGGGUGGACAGACUUGCUUUUUCUAAUUUUUGGGACAUUAAUCAAUCUGGGGAAUUUAUUCAGCGCUGGAUUGGCCGCACUACAAUUCGAUCUUGUUGCAAGCUCUCGUAUGAGCAUGCUCAGGAUGUUAUCGAUGGGUUGCUUGAUGAUCCAAGUUCUUAUAAAGGAGAACAUUCAUUGCCAGUGGUACAUGGCCUUUUUAAAUGGUCUGAUGUUGUUACAUCUGUCAAGAACCUUUAUGAAAUCUCUAAAAUCUUGAAGAAAAAAAGGUUUGAAGAUGGGGCUUUAUCACUCGAAAGUCCCAAAAUAGUUUUCUUAUUUGAUGAAGAAGGGAUACCUUAUGAUUGUGUGCUCAGUGGAAGUAAGGAGUCGAACAUGCUUGUUGAGGAGUUUAUGCUUUUGGCUAACAGGACAGCUGCUGAAGUUAUAACUAGAGCUUAUCCUUCUAAUGCACUAUUACGAAGGCACCCUGAACCCAACCCGCGUAAGCUCAGAGAGUUUGAGUCCUUCUGCUCUAAACAUGGUCUGAGAUUGGACACUACUUCUUCUGGCCAGAUUCAUAAUUCAUUGGAGUGCAUUAGACGAGAGCUGGCGGAUGAUUCUGUGUUAUUAGAAAUUCUUAUGUCUUACGCCACAAGACCCAUGCAAAAUGCAGCUUACUUCUGCAGUGGAGAUGUAGAAGAUGAAAACGAUAGGGGUCAUUAUGCCCUUGCUAUUCCUUUAUACACGCACUUUACUUCUCCGCUUAGGCGCUAUCCGGAUAUUCUGGUGCAUCGGAUGCUUGCUGCAGCUUUAGAAGCUGAAGAGGUGUAUCUGAAGCUCAAGUAUCCAGAUGGGGGACGCCAAAGAUGUUUGACCGAUGUAUACUUCGAUAAAGAUGCAAUUGGAUCACCUGAAGCUCAAGAAGCAUUAUCUGCAGCAGCAUCAAAACAUAAGGUUCCGUGUGCAGAAAGUCUUGCUGGUAUUGCUUCCCAUUGCAAUGAAAGAAAGUUGGCUUGCAGGCACGUGAAAGAUGCUAUGGAAAAACUCUACAUGUGGGUACUUCUAAAAAGAAAGGAGAUAUUGUUCUCAGAAGCAAGAGUUAUGGGUUUGGGACCACGAUUCAUGUCAUUGUAUAUUCACAAGCUUGCUACUGAACAGCGGAUCUACUAUGAUGAAGUUGAGGGACUUACUGUGGAGUGGCUUGAGGCUACUUCGACAUUGGUACUUAGUCCGUCUACUAAUAAGCGCUUUAACAGGAGGAGCAGCCCAGGGAAGUGCAGGUCACUUGAAGAAGUAGCACUCAUUCUUAGCCCGUGUGAGCUGAACCAAGAACUCGAUCUGUGUGGAACAAAGAUCGAACCUGCUGUUUUCCCUGUGACUCUGCAACUCCUUUCAACAAUCACUGUUGCUCUUCAUGCUAUAGGAGGAGGGUAUGGGCCCCUUGAUAUUGGGGCAAGGCUGUUUAUUACUUCAUAUUUCAAGUAACUUGGCCUUUAUAUAUGAAUAUCACUGGUUGAAAGUGUGAUAUCUUGGAAGUACGCGCAACUCUGGUGUAUAGAUACCAAGGUAGUUUGUAGGUUGAGUAGAAUUCAAAUAUUCUGACUAGAUUGCCUGAUGCCUUAUAUAGCAAGGGCUCAAUGUCGGACUGACAUCUAAUAGGUGUAGAUAAAUGGGGACUUUUUAUAUAGUGGCUGUUUUUAACCAAAGCUACCUUUAGGAUAUGGCCCUUUUUUUGGUUGGCCGUCUCUGUCCUAUAUAAGUUAGCUGACUCUGUUGCAUCGGCACUCUAAUGUUCUGAUGACAAUUUCUGUUUAAUGUUUUUCCUUCAAGUUUCUGCAGGACUAGGACCCAUUGUUUUUGAAGUUGGGAGUCCUUGACAGUUCUACUUUUGUAUGGUCGUUUGAUUUCGGGCUGUAAUUCAUUGCCUACAUAAAUACUAUUCCUUUUGUUAUAUAUUUUCAAAGAUUCUCCUU